Messenger RNA from Amphiprion ocellaris (clown anemonefish), 1367 nucleotides. It is a transcript of the gene ucp2, whose product is annotated as uncoupling protein 2. NCBI's taxonomy places the organism in Eukaryota, Metazoa, Chordata, Actinopteri, Pomacentridae. The transcript has 6 exons. Gene Ontology annotation, cellular component: mitochondrial membrane. Gene Ontology annotation, biological process: mitochondrial transport; mitochondrial transmembrane transport; response to cold. Gene Ontology annotation, molecular function: oxidative phosphorylation uncoupler activity. The coding region runs from base 17 to 952 and encodes 311 amino acids. The record is from RefSeq and is a predicted model, not a curated record.
AAAAUAACUUUGGAAAAUGGUUGGAUUUGCACCUGUAGAUGUGCCUCCUUCAGCAGCUAUAAAGUUUGUGGGAGCAGGAACUGCAGCCUGCAUUGCAGACCUGCUCACCUUUCCCCUGGACACCGCCAAAGUGCGGCUGCAGAUCCAAGGAGAGGCCAGAGCCUCAGCAGCUACAGCUACAGGCCCUGCAGUGAAGUAUCGUGGAGUGUUUGGCACCAUCACUACCAUGGUGCGUACAGAGGGACCUCGGAGUCUUUACAGUGGGCUGGUGGCAGGACUCCAGAGGCAGAUGAGCUUCGCCUCUGUCAGGAUUGGUCUCUAUGACUCUGUUAAGCAGUUCUACACUAAAGGCUCGGAUCAUGUUGGCAUCGGCAGUCGACUGCUUGCAGGAUGCACCACAGGUGCCAUGGCAGUUGCUUUUGCUCAGCCCACAGAUGUGGUGAAAGUCCGCUUCCAGGCUCAGGCCAGGUCUGGUGGACAUGCUAGACGCUACUGCAGCACCAUUGACGCUUACAGGACCAUUGCUAAGGAAGAGGGUGUUCGUGGGCUGUGGAAAGGUACCGCUCCAAACAUUGCACGUAAUGCUAUUGUUAACUGCACAGAGCUGGUGACCUAUGACUUCAUCAAGGAUAUGCUUCUUAAGUCCACAGCUCUGACAGAUAACCUGCCCUGCCACUUUGUGUCGGCCUUUGGUGCAGGGCUGUGCACCACAGUGAUCGCAUCCCCUGUGGAUGUGGUCAAGACAAGAUAUAUGAAUUCUGCUCUUGGCCAGUACAGCAGCGUCCUCAGGUGUGCUGCUGCUAUGAUGACCCAAGAGGGACCACUUGCCUUUUAUAAGGGGUUCAUGCCAUCUUUCUUACGCCUGGGCUCCUGGAACGUGGUGAUGUUUGUCACAUAUGAGCAGCUGAAACGAGCCAUGAUGGCAGCGAAUCACAGCUGCACAGCUGUAUAACCACUAUAGCCAGAAGGCUGAUGUUGUACCACAGCUGUGUUGCAUAAAAUUAGCUUUAUUUUUAUUGUCUCUCAAGGUAUAUUUCAAAGUAUUCCAUAUUGUAUCAAUCCCUCUAUUUCAUGACAGAAAUGACAUCAGGUAUUUAUGUAAAUGGGAUCAAUUUUUAAAUGCUAGAGCUUGUUUGAUCAGCUGUUUGCUCUCAGCCGAGAGCUUCUCAGGGAACUGGAUGUCAAAAGUGAUGAUGAGGUCUCCUCUCUGGGAAGGAUCCUGGGACAGCGGCAUUCCCUCUCCAGUCAGCAUUUUUUUGUAUGUAGGGCUGAUAAGUUAUAACAAAUCAGAGAGAGGAGGAAGGUAACUGAUGAUGAUGAUGCUUGAAAUCAAAACAGAGUUCCAUAAAAGUCCUGAUUCAAGUGUA